AUGGCAAUUCCCAUCAUCGAUUUAUCUAAUCUUUUAAACAGUAUUCCAACAUUUGAAGAAACAACAGCUAUAAGGAAAGCUUGCCUGGAUUUCGGAUUUUUCUACGUCGUUAAUCACGGCAUAUCACGAGAUCUUCAAGCAAAAGUUUUGGGAAAUUUGUGGAAGUUUUUCAACCUUUCAGCUGAGAAAAAGAAUGAAGUUCAUCGAAAUGACGGUUUUCGCGGAUAUUUUAGGAAAGAGGAGGAGCGAAGCAUAGAAUACAAUUGCACGGAGUGGAAAGAGGGAAUUUAUUAUUUUCGGGAUUUUAACAAUGUACCCAAAGAAAGAAAGGAAAAGGUUUUCUGUGGCUUAAAUCCAUGGCCAAAAGGGGAGUAUGUUCCCGAGUUUCGUGCAGUAAUAAAGGAAUACUUCAGGAAAACACAAGAAUUAGCUUCAAAACUGUUGAGCUGCAUUGCAUUGAGUUUAGGUAAAUAACUCUAAUAAUGGUAACAAUCAUUGUCAUCAUCAUCCUAAUCAUAACUAUAACUAUAACAAAAUUCUCAAAUCUGAUUGGCUAUCAAGUGUCCUGAUUUCAGCACUAAUAGGACAGUGUAGUCGGACAGUACGCAUGAUGCCUAAAUAAUUGGACAGUAUGUGUCAUCGGGCACGAACUUGAAUGGCUUCUUUUUUUUUUUCAUUGCAAGCAAAAAUUCUCGGAAUUUUUCGUAAUUUAAUUUUUAAAAAAGCCUAAAAUAUCACAAAUUUUGUUAUAGUUAUGAUUAAUUAGUAACUGAAGUUCAUGUCUUCCAAUUCGUAUGUGUAAUCAAAUGGUGACGAGUGAAAUUAGGGAAUAAUUUCACGCGCAUUUUGUCCAAAUCCUUAUAAUUUCCCGAGCCUUUAGGCGAGGGAAAUUAUUAGGGUGAUGGGUGAUGAAUUACAUUAGCAAUCUUGGAUUUUUGACAUGUUUAUCCUGGAUCGUAUCGAUCGAGAACUCCACUCUCUCAAAUGUUUAGACCUUAAAUUUGGCUUAAGUUCAGAGUUUUUCGACAAAAUACCUGUCAGAAUCCUUCUUGAUGUGCUCUUUCGUGUGUUCAGGUUUUUUAAAACGUCUUUUUGUGCCCUGACAUCUUCAUUCAUGACAUUUUAAAACUUCAUCGCCAUCUUGACAAUGAGACUUAUGGAAGGUUGCCAUGGCAAUUUUGUAAUUUCACAUGUGAAAUUACAAAUUUACGCUGAAAUUUCGCGCCAAAAUUAAGAAGUAAUUCGUCACCUAUGAUAUUAUAAUGGUAAUAACCACGAAUGUCUCUUUGUAACUGCUAAAAACAGGAUAACAUUCACUCCAUGAUCAAGAGACUUAAACGAAGACCAGGUUGUUGAGUCAAUGAGAGUGAUUACCCUCCUCCCCCCCCCAACAUACCCUGCCCUGCAUUAAAACCAUGUUUCCACUGACACCAUUGAACAGUUCAUAAUCUGCCCUUAGCUGUAUGCCGAGGUUUGCCCAGUCCCUGCACAGCGUUUACCCAGUCCCUCUCGGUCAAUUCGUUUUGGUGACGUAUCCAAGGUGAAUGAGUGGACCACGUGUCCUGAAACGCUUUGGCUGCGUGGAAUAAUGAGGCCUAGGGACUAGGCAAUGCCGAGAUAGGAGUUACUUUAUAUGGUCUUCUAUGAACACUAGGAAACUAACAGGCAUGAUACAUUUAUAGCAACACAGUUCAGUAUUUUCUUGCAGGCUAUCGUUUUAUUAUUUGUUAUUGUCAUUUCUCUUGAUUAUUUAUGGAUAUUGUUAGGAUAAAAUUAAUGUUGAUUACUCUCGGGACUUAAAAGGUUAAUUCAACUGACUGAAAAUGAAGUUCACUUUUCCUUCUCAAGUGGCCUAUUCAGUCUCUCACCACAACUCACUAGCAUUAAAUAUACUGCUCCCAGUCUAGCAGCCUCAGUAAGUCCGAAAUUUUUCUAGUCACAUUUAUUGAAAAUCAGGCCUGUAUUUAACAGAAACUAUAUUUCAAAUGCAGACACUUGCGGGCCCUUUGAUUUGAGUAUGCCCUUAUUAACCCUCGGACCUUCAAGGGGGGGUGGGGGGGUAGCAUAAGGUUUUUCUGAGUUUUUUUCCUAGAGGAUAAAACAUCAGCUCCUAACGUUUUCAGUAGCUCCUUGUUCAUCCCUUGUGCAAAUUUUGAGACGAGUUUAGUGAUGGUCAGUUGCUAUGGUUAUGAGAUAUGAUGCCAUAAGUAGCAGGUGGUCGAGCCAAUUUUGGGUGAAAUUACAUGUUUUUUCAACUUCUUUCAACAAUAAAAGUAAAUCUUGUGGUUAAAAUCAUGUAAAGUGUUUAUGUAUGUGUUAUUUUUCAUGUAAAGCACAAAAAAAUUACCAUUUCUCACGGUUUUAACCUGAUUUCCAAUUCUUGGUAAAAUCCAACAUGGCGACCAAGAUGGCAACCAUUGUUGGUUAUGUCAGAGGCCUCCCUCAGUGCCACCAUCCAUAAAAUAUACCUCAUCAUGUUAAGAGGAUCAAAGGCUUUCCACUAAAGGUAAAAUCGUUUCAAAAUACCCUAACAUAUCGAAAACUCCGGGGAGGGGUUCCAUCUACCACAUGAAUCUGCUCGUAUGUCCGAGGGUUAAAGGUUUCAAUGGAGUGUAGACACAAGAAAGCACAUUCUUUUGUAUUCAAAAUUUUGAACACUGACCUUUAUCAUCCCAUUUAAUUUUAGGUCUUGAAAGAGAUUUCUUUACAAAAGAAUUCACUGAUGACCCCUUUGCUCAACUGGCAAUGUUCCACUACCCACCCCACCCUGCUUCAAAAGAUGGCCAUGAGAUAUGGGGAGUAGGAAGACACACUGACUAUGGCACUUUAACCGUCCUUCUCCAGGAUGACGUAGGUGGACUCCAGGUAGAGACCAAAGAUGGAGUGUGGAUUGAAGUACCCCCAGUUCCUGGCUCAUUUGUGGUCAAUUUGGGUGACAUGAUGGAAAUCUGGACUAGUGGUGCACUCAGGGCAGGGCCACAUAGAGCUAAAGUUUCACCAACUGAGCACCGGCUUUCAGUUGCCAUGUUUUAUGACCCAGGCUUUGACUGUGUGAUUUCACCAAUUCCUUUGGACAAGACUCUAAUUCCAGUGGAGAAGACCGUGGCAAAGUUGCCAUUGGACUUCCCAAUACGAUAUGGUGACUAUGUUUUGAGAAAGUAUUGUGGUAUAUUGCCAGAGGAUGAGUCUUGA
Molecule: messenger RNA, 3192 nt
Organism: Porites evermanni
Lineage: Eukaryota; Metazoa; Cnidaria; Anthozoa; Scleractinia; Poritidae
Source: the annotation of a GenBank genome assembly